AUGAAGACAGAAUCUUUUAUGCUAGCUGUUCGCAGAUUUAUCAGCAGGCAAUCCACACCAAAAGUAUUCAUUUCCGACAACGCAUUGACAUUUAUAGCUACGGCCAAGAUUAUGAAAGAAGAAGUUUUGAACCCACAUGGCAUUACCUGGAAGUUCAUCCCUCAACACGCUCCGUGGUAUGGCGGUUGGUGGGAAAGACUCAUUGGACUCACCAAGACCAGUCUGAAGAAAGUCCUUGGAAAGGCGUUAAUCAACUUAGAAACCCUACAGACGCUCAUUACCGAAGUCGAGUGUAUAAUUAAUGAUCGGCCGCUGACCCAUUCAUCAACAGAUCCAACAGACGACGUACCCUUGACGCCAUCACACUUACUAUACGGACGAAGAAUCACAACACCUAUCUAUCCAGACGACCGAGAGGAACCGGAAGCAGACGAUAUGUCACGUGAUAAAGCAGACAAGCUAUACCGUUUUAAGUCUGCUACAAUUGAACAUUUUUGGUCCCGGUGGAAGCACGAGUACCUUACAUCGUUAAGAGAGUUCCACAAACAUUUAGGAGGCGAAGGCGAUCUGAUUCGAAUUGGCGACGUAGUCCAGAUUCACGACGACACAUUACUCAGAAGCAGGUGGUCCUUAGGUGUUAUUGAUGACGUUGUUACUGGAGCAGAUGGACGUACACGUGCAGCACGAGUCAAAUCUAGAAAGGGCAUCAUCACCAGACCUAUAGCAAAACUUUAUCCGCUUGAGCUGAUUGAAUAG
This is a messenger RNA of Mercenaria mercenaria, 756 nucleotides long. RefSeq lists its product as uncharacterized. NCBI's taxonomy places the organism in Eukaryota, Metazoa, Mollusca, Bivalvia, Venerida, Veneridae. Gene Ontology annotation, biological process: DNA integration. The record is from RefSeq and is a predicted model, not a curated record. Bases 1 to 756 code for a protein of 251 amino acids. Gene Ontology annotation, molecular function: nucleic acid binding. The transcript has a single exon.